Molecule: messenger RNA, 1086 nt
Organism: Malassezia restricta
Lineage: Eukaryota; Fungi; Basidiomycota; Malasseziomycetes; Malasseziales; Malasseziaceae
Product: transcription factor SPN1
Exons: 2
Coding region: 1-1086 (361 amino acids)
Biological process (GO): poly(A)+ mRNA export from nucleus
Cellular component (GO): nucleus
Source: RefSeq, a predicted model, not a curated record
AUGGCCGCACGAAGCACCGAACAUGCUGAUAUUUUUGGCGUAGAUUCAGACGAAGAAAUCGAAAAUGAAGUGACACAGCCCGUGGUUGAGAGCACUCAAAAUGCUGAACCAGCGACGGAAAUCAAUGACGAAAGCGGCGAAGAUCAUCUGCCCCACAUUCCGCGCCGCGAAGUCACUGAAGAUAUGAUUGAUCCGGAGCCAAAGCGUCAAAAAAAGAAGCACAGUGAGCCAGCGCAAGAUGAUACCGAAGUUCGUAACGAUGAGACGAAUAAAGAUGAAGAGGAGCCAUUAAGUGGGAAAGCGCAAAUCCGUGCACAAGUGGAAGCGCGCAUUGAGGCAGCACUCAAUUCAAACAAGAGAAGAAAUACUCGUCGGCGCAAAACGGGUGAUGAUGAUCUUGAGUUGAUGGCUGAUGAAGAAGUGUCUGCUUUACGAGCCGAAAUGUUGGCUGCGGCGGACGAGGACGAAGAAGCGAAUCGCUUCAGGCAGCCAGCCACCGCAAAGCUUCGUCUACUUCCGCGUGUGGUAAGUACGUUACAAAAAACGCACUUGCAACAAGCCAUUAUGGACAACAACUUGCUCGAGGGCGUCAAGCGAUGGCUGGAGCCAUUGCCUGACCGUAGCUUGCCUGCUUUGAAUAUCCAAAAGGAACUAUUUGGGGUACUGGAAAACAUGUCCAUCGAUACAAUCAGCUUGAAGAUGAGUGGACUUGGCCGUGUGGUAGUAUUUUACACAUUAUGCAAGCGUGUCGAACCUUCUAUUCAUCGGGUGGCCGAGCAUCUCGUUGAAGUAUGGACCCGGCCGGUUCUAAAGCGCUCGGCAUCGUACCGUGAUCGGCAAGUGGCGCAAGCAGAAUGGCACCAGAACUCGCCACAUAAUCCUUCAAGCCAACUCCAUGAAUCGGCGUUUGCCACGGACAAAAAUCGCCGUCAUGUGGGCAUCCCUCAGUCAGUCACCACUGGAUUCCAGGUGGCACCUCGUAAUCGUGGGUCGGGCGGCGCGAAUGAACACGAGUACCAAUCGCGCCUGGCAUACAACCAGCGACUGAAUCGGUUCAAGUCGAGGCUGAAAGAGGCCAGGCAAUGA